This is a messenger RNA of Thunnus maccoyii (southern bluefin tuna), 2455 nucleotides long. RefSeq names its product glutamate-cysteine ligase, modifier subunit (gene gclm). The transcript is spliced from 8 exons. Gene Ontology annotation, biological process: glutathione biosynthetic process. The record is from RefSeq and is a predicted model, not a curated record. The coding region runs from base 488 to 1318 and encodes 276 amino acids. NCBI's taxonomy places the organism in Eukaryota, Metazoa, Chordata, Actinopteri, Scombriformes, Scombridae. Gene Ontology annotation, cellular component: glutamate-cysteine ligase complex. Gene Ontology annotation, molecular function: glutamate-cysteine ligase catalytic subunit binding; enzyme regulator activity.
UUUGCUUCAAAGCCUGGCGCUCUUCCUGUAUCAAGUUUUCUUUAUACAUCCAUGGCAUGGAUGUGGAAGCGAAGAAGUGGAACUUUUUUAUCUUCAUGCGCCACUAAGCAACUUUCGUCCUGCAGAGGGCAGUAAUAUGCCUAGUAGCGCCAUACUGCCGAAAUGUUACAAGAAGAAGAAGAAGAAGAGCAACUUUGGUAGGAAUGAACCAUGGAAUGAACGGGCCCCGCCCGCUUCCGACGGUGGAGCCACCAUGAUCCAGUUCCCUUUAUACAUCCAUGGGAAGCAUGGAUGCAUAUAUAAAUCCAUGGUGGGAAGAGGAACUGCUCCUAUGUAGUUAUAAAGGGCUCAUUCUAAGGUGCUGUACUGUUGUUUGCUAGCCUGCAGCUACAAUAGCAGUCAGUAAACGGGGUUAGAGCGCUUGCUUGCUGUCACAUUUUGUGGUAUCGGUCACUGUUUAGCUACUUAGCUUGCUACCGAAAAGCACAUGGAUCCUCAAAACACCAACAUGAACACUGAGGCAAAGAAGUUGCUGAACCACGCUAAGACUCUCAGGCUUCACACCGGGAACUUAGUCAACCGAAGUCGUCUGAAAAAGAAGUGUCCAUGCUCGCCCAGCGAAGAGCUUCAAGACUGCAUUCAAGCCACACUGAGCGACUGGUUUUCCACAUCAAAACCGCCAUCUGAGGUCCUUCCAGACACUCUGGACUGUUCCAUUCCCCAGGCAACAGACGCUAUCACGCCCGAAGAGAGAGAAGAGCUGAAGGUUUCAGUCAAGCUGUUCUUGUGUGAGUCGGGUCAGUCCUCCAUCAGAGAUGCAGUGGAGAUGGCCUGUCAGACACUGGCAGUGUCCCAGCUUGACUCUGUUAUCAUAGCGCCACCUGGGCCCCUGGAGGGUGACAGCCAACCUUUGGCCCACCUUCAGCCAGCCUGGGAGGAGCUGGAGGCUCUGGUCAGAAGCCAGAGGAUUGCAGCAAUUGGCACCUCUGACCUGGACAAAGAUCUGCUGGAACAGCUCUACAACUGGGCUCAGGUGAAGCCCAGCAGUAACCAGGUCAACCUGGCCUCCUGCUGUGUGAUGCCUCCUGACCUGACAGCCUUCGCUAAGGAGUUUGACAUCCAGCUGCUCACACACAAUGACCCCAAAGAGCUGAUGUCGGCAGCCACAUUCCAGGAGGCGGUGCAGGAGGGAACGCAGGACCUGAAAAUCGCCGACUGGAGGCUUGAGUGGGUCCUGCGCUACUCCAUUAUUGUCAAGAGCAGGGGCAUCAUCAAGGCUAAGGGCUACCUCGUCAGUGCGAGGAAGGCGACCCCCUAGCACACCUCAUCAGAGAAGAAGACACAGGGAUGAAGCCAUUUUCCUCCUUUUUCAUUCACACACAUAAAACAUGCAAAGUAACGGAAUAAUGAAUGCUGCCAAUCACCAUGGGUCUUGAAAUCAUUAUUUUAUCUUACAAAUAAGGUUGCAUCCUGAUCAUCUAUGAUUUCUUCAGUUUAACAGAUGCAGGUAUUCAUUACCAUCGUUUCUGUGAGAUCAAAAACAGGAGAUGGACAUGCAAGAUCAACUCCAGUGUCAGUUUGAACGAACAGACUGCAGGAUGAGAGUGAAAGUGAGAGUUUCACAGAUGGUGGCUCUCUCCAAGACCAGUGCUUUGAUAGCAUAGCCAUUUAUCAACACAGCAGAGGCUGUUUUUAAUGAUGGAAAAUUAAGGUUGCUGAACUUUUUUUAAACAAGGUGGCUCCUUAUCCUUGCUCUGAUGUGAAGUGCCUCUCAGCUCUUGCUCCUCCUAUCCUCAUACCUGCUUUGUCUCCACUGUGUCUGUGUGAAUCAAGCUUUAAAUAUAUCAGUCUGAAUGAAAAGAUAACAAGUAGGAAAAGCAAAAAGAAAAAGGUAUAGAUUUAUUGUUUUUUAGUACAUAAUUAUCAGAUUUUAUUCUUGCAAUUUUGACUUUUCCAGCUGUAUAUAAGACCAUUUGCAUUCCUCAAGUCAGAAAACAAUGCACUGUCAAAUCUAACUACAUGGGACAUGUUUAUUUUAUGAUGCUAAAUUAGGCUGAAUUGGUAAAGCAAACAACAAUGUGAGUAUAUAUAACUUUAUUUUAUCAUGCUUUUUUUUUUUCUAACCAUGCACUGUUUUCGAUGAUGCAUUGAAAUUUUUAUCCCCCUACACUCAUGAGAUUAAUCCGAGGGAUGAGAGUACAUUCAUAGUUGGCUGAUGUCUUCUGUAUGUGUUGUUACUAUAACACUGGAAACUCCAUGUCCAGGAGAUGUAAACAUUUCUUAACUCUGAGGAAGACCUUUUUAUUUAUGAAUCAUGGCUGGUUUUUUUUUUUUUUUCAGACAGGGUCCAGUAAAUCUAAUGAAGACGAAAACUUCUCUGUUGUACUGUAACCAUAUUUAAUGUUAUCAUAUAUCUGUAUAUCAUGGAUUGGCUUUAUUAAAUGAUAAAACUGAU